AAAGGAGAUGAUGACAAGAGCUUCGAGGAGCUGGGGUUAGACAUUCGUUUGAUUCGAGCUCUGACUAAGAAGGGCAUAGAAAAGCCCACUCCUAUCCAACAAGUAGCUAUUCCUCUGAUACUCGAGGGCAAAGAUGUGGUUGCGCGAGCCAAGACCGGCUCCGGGAAGACUUUUGCUUACCUUCUUCUUCUGCUUCAGAAGCCCUCCACUGAUGCUACCUGCAAAAACAAGCUUGCUCCGGCGGUUUUCAUUCUGGUCCCGACUCGCGAACUGUCCCAGCAGGUUUACUCAGAGGUGGUAUCACUAGUCGAGCUAGGUCGAGUUCAGCUGAAAGUUCUACGGUUGACGAGCAGCAGGCCUGCUUCUGAUUUGCGAACUGCAAUGGCGGGGCCACCUGAUAUUCUGGUAUCUACUUCCGGUUGCGUAACUAAAUGCUUGUCUCUUGGUGUGGUUGUGCCAGAUUCCAUUAGCCGUUCGCUUGAAGUUCUGGUGCUCGAUGAGGCAGAUCUUCUGUUGUCAUAUGGGUAUGAAGAUGAUUUAAAAGCUCUUACAGUUUUUGUCCCAAGGCGUUGUCAAUGCCUUCUCAUGUCUGCUACCUCAAGUGCUGAUGUUGAGAAACUGAAGAAGGGUAUUACAUAAUCUCUUUAGCUGGUAUUACAUAAUCUCUUUAUUUUGACUUUGCCAGAAGUAGGAGAGGUUAAAGAUGAUGUUAUCCCCAAAAAUGUUCAGCAAUACUGGUUCGGAAUCAAAUCUGCUGUUUUAAAUGCUGAGUUGCCUCAGAAUUCUCGUCUCCAUAUCCUUGAGGGGAAUUUAAUGCCGGGAUUUUUUGAUUAUUUGAUUGCAAUCAAUGACAGUGAAACAAAAGAGAAGGAACCCACUAAUCGGGAAAGUAAUGUAGAGUCAAGAAAGUCUAAGAGGCCUAUAAAGCCAAAGUUGGAUGCUGAAUUUGGGGUGGUGAGGGGAAUUGACUUCAAAAAUGUUUACACGGUAAUAAACUUUGAAAUGCCCCCAAGUGUAUUGGGAUAUGUACAUAAAAUUGGAUGUACUGGAAGAGCCUACAGUUCUGGUGCUUCUAUUUCUCUUGUUUCCACAGAUGAGAUGGAAAUUUUUGAGGAGAUAAAAUCCUUUAUCGGGGAUGAUCAAAAUGAGGAAUCAGACAUUAUUACUCUGUCCUCAAUGCUUACUACAAAUGCAGUGGAGUCUUUAAGAAAUAGGGCUGAGGUGACUAUUCUUCAUCAUCAACCCCAUACAUUGUAUCAGUAAUUUUUAAUGAAAUAGUUGAAGUAUUUUCACGAUUUUUUCUCUCUCUCAUAACCUUUGUUUUUUAUUUGUACAUCACAACCUUAGUUAAUAUGUCCAUUUUGGGGUUAUCUUGAUUUGGAUUGGAAUAAGAGAAUCUGAAUUCUACGGGCAACUUAAUCAUUUGCCAAAUGGCUUUUAGAGAAGACCCAAAUCAUUGGUAGGGUUGUGUUGCCGGAUAUGGCAAAGAGUGUGACAAAAAUUUCUGUUAGAGAAUCACGGGCUCAGGACUUGAGGAAUGAGAUUCUCAACUCUGAAAAGCUGCAGGCUCGUUUUGAAGUUAAUCCAAUGGAUUUAGAUCUAUUGAAACAUGACAAGGUUUUGAGCAAGAAGCCGCUUGCUCCCCAUUUAUGAGAUGUUCCUGACUACCUAUUGGAUGGAAAAACUCAUGAAGCCAUCAGGGGGUUAAGCUUGCAAGUGCUGCAAUGGGAAAGAACACCGUCACUCUUCGCCAAGGAUUCAAGAGAAAAUUCAGAAAAACUGGAGAGGAUCCUCUAAAGACUUUCUCCGCGGAGGUUUCAGGAAGAGGAAACAGACAUAGGUCGAAUAAAGAAGGGAAAAACAAUGAUACCUUUAGACAGAAAGAAG
Molecule: messenger RNA, 1887 nt
Organism: Tripterygium wilfordii
Lineage: Eukaryota; Viridiplantae; Streptophyta; Magnoliopsida; Celastrales; Celastraceae
Product: DEAD-box ATP-dependent RNA helicase 16-like
Molecular function (GO): nucleic acid binding; RNA helicase activity; ATP binding
Source: RefSeq, a predicted model, not a curated record